Molecule: messenger RNA, 2723 nt
Organism: Paramecium pentaurelia
Lineage: Eukaryota; Ciliophora; Oligohymenophorea; Peniculida; Parameciidae
Source: the annotation of a GenBank genome assembly
AUGUAAUUAAAUUGGAUUUAAAUAAAGUUUCAUUCAAUAAACAUACUCAAUAUUGUUUUAGGAUUAUUACUUUAUUUGUAAGAUAUCACUUAAUUAGGAUCUUUAAUAUUUUUUAUGCUUAAUGGAAUGAUAAUGUUGACUGGGAUUUUGAUAUUGAAAAAAAAGUUAAUAAAUAAGAGUCAUUUACAAUAAUUAAUACUUAUAAUACUAAGUAUUCAAAUUACAUAUUGCUGUUUUCUUAAUCGUGAAUUAAAUGUGUGCAGUUAUUUACUAAUUAAAUUUUAAGAAGCACAAAUUAUAAAAAAGUAAUCAAGAAUAAGAUGUAUUUUAUAUCAUGUUGUCUAUAAUUCAGUUUUGUUUUCUUUAUUAAUAUUUCAUAAUGAAAACAUGAUUUUAUACAUAUUGGCAUUCUACUGUACUUUAAUUAUGAUUCCUAAAGCUAAAUCAAGUUUAUAACUGCAAAACCAAGAAUUUGAACUACCUUCUCAUUUAACUAAGCCAACACAAAGAAAUUCAGAAAUAAUGAAUUUAGUUUAAGAUACAAUAAGCAAUUAAUGGAUGAUAAGAUUAUAAAAUAUUCCAGUAGGAAUUAUGAUUGUUAAAAAAGAGAAUUUGUAAAUAAUGUUUUAAAAUCAAUCUCUGUUAUAAAUGUUUUAAGGAGUCAAAGAUGUUUAAUCAUAUUUAAUGAAUGAAUUAUAGUUUAAAUUAUAGAUAAAAAGGAAGAGAAAGUAAGUAAGGGAAUCUAGUAUAAGACUGACAAAACAGCAAACUUAAUUAAACAACAAUAGUUUACCUUAGUUUUAUAGUUGUAGCAAAAUUCCAAGUAUAAAAAAUAUGCCUAAUACUUUAAAAGACAUUUUAGUAGAAUUAUAAAAUGGAAAUUUGGAUUAGUUUUAAUCAAAGGAAAAUCAUUUAGAAUUAUUAGGUCAAACAUCAAAGAAUAAAUAAACAUAAUUAUUUGAAGAUGAUAAUAUUCGUAAAAUUUAGUGCAAAAUAUUUUGUGGUUAGAAUGACUAAGAAUAUCUUAUUAUAAUGGAUGAUAUUUCAUUGCAAAGUUAUUUAUAGAAAUUAGAAACAAGAGAAAAAUUCUAAGUUCGCAUUAUUGAUUCUUUCUCUCAUGAAUUGCGAACACCUUUGAAUAGUGCAAAGUUAUUUUUAGAUGCUCUCUUAAAUGAUCCAAAUAUCUUGGAUACUUAUAAAACUAAUUGUAUAGAACCAGCAGCUAAUGCUUUAAAAUUAUAGGCUUAUUUAAUAAGAGAUAUUAUAGAUUUCACUUAAUAUCAUUCUCAUGUGAUUAAGUAUAAUAUUCAAGAAUUUAAUUUUGAAAAUAUUAUUUAAGAAAUUAAUGAUAUUUUUAAACCAAUUUGUACAAUUAAAAAUUUAGGAUUACAUAUAAAUGUAAAAAAUUCAGUUCCUGCUCUUAUAGAUUCUGAUUUUGAUAGAAUUAUGUAAAUUUUAGUUAAUCUUAUAUCAAAUUCAAUUAAAUAUUCUGUAAGAGGAUUAAUAACAUUGGAAAUAUCUUGUUAUGAAAAAACUAUGACAUUUUGUAUAAAGGAUUAAGGAGUAGGAAUACCAUAAAAUAAAUUAUAUCAAAUUUAAUAGUUUUUAAAGUCAUAUAAUUAAAGUAGAGAUUUUUCUAGUUAAGAUGAAUGGGAAGGUUUUGGAUUACUUGUUAGUUAAAUGAAUUUGUUAAAAUUAGCUCCAUAAAACAAAAGUUAAUUAAGAAUAACUUCCCGUGGUUAAACAGAAGGUUGUUAAGUAACUUUUAAAAUACGAACUACUUAAUCAACAAAUACAUAGAUUUUAAGAGGAAAUACAUUUUAAAGAACAAGUUUGAAAUGUGCUUUUACUGUACCUGAUUUAUGUAUGGGAAUAUAAGGAAUUUUAAUAAUAAAUAAUCCUAAAUAAAAUGAUUCAAUUUUUGAUAAUUCUAUAUAAUAAAUUCCUAUAAGAUAACAACAUUCAAUUGCUAAUUAUUUCAAACCAUAAUAAUCAACUGGAGCAUAUAAUUAAAGUGUUUAAUAAGAGACUGAUCUAAUUGAUGAUUAAGAUUCAGAAAGAAUUAAUCUUGGAGAUAAUUUAUUAAAAUUAAAUAGUCAAAGUAUACACACUACUUUAUUAGUAUAAAAUAUUGAUACAAAUGAUAAAUAGCCUAAAAAAAGAAAGCAAUCUUCAUUUAGUAUAUCUGAUAUAGAUGCUUCUUCAAGUAAUCGACCCAAUACUCUUAUAUCUAGAUUAAUUUAAAGAGAAGAAAAGGAAAUUGAGAUGGAAGAAUAAUUUUAAAACAUAAGAUAUUAAUGCAAAUGUGCUAGAAUUUUGAGUGUUGAUGAUGAUAUCUUUAAUUAAAAAGCAUUACAAGUAAUAAUUAAUUAGAUGGGUUUUCGUUUAUAAAUAGUAUAUAAUAUCUAUAUAUUUAGGCAUACAAUGGAUAAUAAGCAAUAGAAGUUAUUAAAAAAACAGAAAAAUGUUCUGAGUCUUGCGAAUUAUUUUAUUUUAUUUUAAUGGAUUGUUAAAUGCCUAUAAUGGAUGGUUGGACAACUACUAAGGUUUUAAUGGACAUGAUUAGAUAAAAUAUUAUUCCUGACAUACCUAUAAUUGGAUUAACUGCUUUUAAUUCAACUGAAGAUAUUGAAAGAUGCAUAGAGGUUGGAAUGAGGGAAGUAUUCACAAAACCUUUGAAUAUCAGUUCACUUAAAUAAGUAUUACUAAAGUUAAUUAAAUGA